UGUUGAAUUGAGAACCCUACAAGAAAAAUGAAAUCAAGCAUGUGUGAUGUUGAACUACACUUUUCUGUUGACGGUACAGAGACGGUUGAACCGGUUCCAGAGUGCCUAAAAGAUGUAUUCCUCACAGGCAAGGCUGAUGGAUUUAAUACAAAAAUUCAGAACAAUGUUACGCUACCAAAACGUUAUGCGAAGUCGUUGUCAGUGCCAUCUGCACCUGAAGGGACAUCAACAGAGUCUGGAAAAGCAGACGACAAUUAUAACCGUGCUCGCGACAUGCGUACAGCUAUAGAAUGGAUAAAGCAAGAAAUUGUAAUCAUGAAAGAACAAGAUCGCGCGCUUUGUAGACUUUUUGUGUCUCUACGCUCAAGUAUUCUACAACUGCAAUGCCAGUGUGAUCUUCACAGCUCGACCUCUGAUUUGAGCACGGAUACCCUUGACAACAGCUCCUUCUCCUUGGAUGAGCGGAGAGACAGCCCAUGUUCGAGCCCCGGUGGCUUUAUGGCCAGUCCGGUCCUUGACCUAACCGAAUUUAGGUCAAGGAAAUCAUCAUUAUUGUUAACCCAAGAAUGUCGAUGUGCGCCGAUAUUGAGAAUUAAGUGGAAAAGUGACGACUACUUAUGAAAUAGGAUAGAAACCCAGUGACUGCUGAAUCAAAAGAAACAGUGCAUGCUAUAGGCUACACUUAAGCCUAAAGCAUAAAGAAACUGGCAUAGUCCAAAAUAUGAAUUUGUUGGUGCUUGUACACAAGCCAUGUAUGUAUUCAAGUUCAUUAUGAUAAAUAACAACGAGAUAAAGUUGCAAAGAAUCACGUAAUGCAAACGCGAGUUUUGUUUUGAGGAAAAUAUAGAAACACAAAGACAACAUACUCAGAUGUAAAUAUAAGACAAGUGUCUGUAAUAUACAGCUUACGUAAAUCGCUAUUUGUUGCAGACAAACAAAACAUGUCAAUACAUGCCUGAGUAAGAAAUAGCUGUAAGUGACAACCUCAUUCCUCAAAUUGUUCGGAUUAUAGUUAUUCCCCAGAAAGUUGACCACAAGCAUGUGAAUGUUGCUAUGUACAUU
This is a messenger RNA of Dreissena polymorpha, 1062 nucleotides long. RefSeq lists its product as uncharacterized. The transcript is spliced from 2 exons. The record is from RefSeq and is a predicted model, not a curated record. Bases 28 to 621 code for a protein of 197 amino acids. NCBI's taxonomy places the organism in Eukaryota, Metazoa, Mollusca, Bivalvia, Myida, Dreissenidae.